Molecule: messenger RNA, 1128 nt
Organism: Cyphellophora europaea CBS 101466
Lineage: Eukaryota; Fungi; Ascomycota; Eurotiomycetes; Chaetothyriales; Cyphellophoraceae
Exons: 1
Coding region: 1-1128 (375 amino acids)
Molecular function (GO): carbon-sulfur lyase activity
Source: RefSeq, a predicted model, not a curated record
AUGGCCUCUCCUCUUCUCACAUCGGAGGCACGACUCAACUGCCUGUGUGGAGCCAUCACACUCCCAGGCACGUACCUACUAUCUUCAACAUUUCCUGUAUCUACUAUCACUUGCCACUGCAACCCCUGCCGACAAGUCACGGGUGGGCUUCUGCCCAUCUUUGCGUGGCUCAAUGCCGUACCUCCCUCUGCUGUCAUUGCCAGCACCACCGCCUAUCACUUCACCGAUCGCUGCACGCGAUACUUCUGCUCGACCUGCGGAUGCGUGUGUCUAGUCGAGCUGCCCAAGGUUGGCAAGUGGGCCUGCACUGCCGGCAUCAUCGAACCUCCCGUAGGAGUCACCGAUGUAGUCGCCAUCUCAUCCCACGGCUAUAUCUCAGACACCAUUGACGGCGGUCUGGUGCCCCUUCUCAUGGCCCCGAAACACGUGCCCCUGCCCCUGAUCAGCGUCGGCCACAGCAACAACGGUAUAUCUCCGGAAGACGUACUUCAUCUCACCAAAGCGUCUCUCACACAUCCUCUCCCCGCCCUGGGUCAUCAAUUGCCGGCCAGCUGCCACUGCGGCGGCGUGGUACUCCUCAUUUCCCGCGCUAACAACACCAAUACCUCAACUGGAGAACAGCCAUGCCCGACGACCUCGAAUCCGAGCAAGCACAGUGCCUCAUUCUGUGCCUGCAGAACCUGUCGUCUCGCCACGGGCAUGUUGCUCCAAGGCUGGACGCACGUUUCCCGCAACACGAUUGAAAGCGCCGCUACCGGCGCUCCCCUGGCGCUGACGCUCUCUGCUGACGCUCCAGACCCUGAUCAAACCGACACCCAAUCGAACAUUCGGCGCUUUCAAAUCAGCAACGACACCUACCUAAGCUUCUGCGGCCACUGCGGCGCCACCAUCUCCAUAUCCGGCCACAAGGCAGGGGUUGCUGCAGCAGAGUACAACAACGAACAAAUCCGCAUCAGCGUCGGCAUCCUGCGCGCGGCAAGCGGGUCGAUGGCGCGAGAAUGGCUGGCCUGGGCCAACGACGGGGAAGUCGAGUGGCUGGAGGAGCUGCCGGACCAGAGCAUCAGGGACUGCGUCCAACGAGGCUGGGGACCGCUUGGACUUGGACGGCAGCAGCAGGAUAUCGCCUAG